UGCGGAGGGGGGGGCGAAGGGCUCCUGUUAGAAUUUAGGGGAAAGAGAAGAAAUCCCCAGCUGAAAACCACACCGAUUGUUAUUUUGAAGCACAUAAACCGGGAUAAGAGACUUUAACGGGCCCGGCGAAGGGGAAUCAGGUGACUUUCCCUCGGGGCUCCCCCCCCCACGGGCGCUCAUGGUGCUGGCGCCGCGGAAGGGAACUCGUUGGGGUCAAUUCAAGUCAUGCAGGCGGUAAAGAACGCGGGGUCUCGGCUCCUGUGGUCGUGGGCUUGGCCACCCACGAGCAGGAUAGUGGCCCGGGUGCCGGCCGCCACCAUCCACACGGGCGCCCAGCAGCUGCAGGACGCGGCGGCCAAGCAGAAGGUGGAGAAGAAGACGGCGGCCCCGGCUCCGGCUCCGGCUCCGGCUCCGGCGGCGACCCCGGCUCCGAGCAACAGCAGUUUCAGCAUUUACCCGCCAGUUCCCGGCCAGGAGAGCCCCCUGAGGUGGGCGGGGAAGAAAUUUGAGGAGAUCCCCAUCGCACACAUUAAGGCCUCCUACAACAACACCCAGAUCCAGGUCGUCUCUGCCGCCAACCAGCCCCUUGCCCGCACCUCCUGCGGCACCGAGGGGUUCAAGAACGCCAAGAAGGGCACGGGCAUCGCGGCACAGACAGCAGGCAUCGCUUGCGCAGCGAAAGCCACAGCGAAGGGCGUGACCCACAUCCGCGUGGUGGUGAAGGGCCUGGGGCCGGGGCGCUUGUCUGCCAUCCAGGGCCUGACCAUGGGGGGCCUGGAAGUGAUCUCCAUCACGGACAACACCCCCAUCCCGCACAACGGCUGCCGCCCCAAGAAGGCUCGCAGGCUCUGACGGGAUGAACCUGCACCUGAACCUGAACCUGAACCUGGCCGUCAGGCCCACCUCGAGACCUGCAGAAAGCACCCCCUCGGAGCGCCCUGCAGGGGGCUGUUGGCGAUGCUCAGCAGGAAGGGACAGCGCUGCCUCCUCGCGUGGCGCCUACUUCUGACUGGAGACCCGCGUGCCCAGGAGUGAGGCCGUCUUCUCUUGGACACAGGGGGGGCUGUGGCCCAGACCCCAACCAGUAACUGCUGCCCUGCCUAAAGCAAUAAAAGAUCUCUACCAUCUGAA
Molecule: messenger RNA, 1131 nt
Organism: Eptesicus fuscus (big brown bat)
Lineage: Eukaryota; Metazoa; Chordata; Mammalia; Chiroptera; Vespertilionidae
Gene: MRPS11
Product: mitochondrial ribosomal protein S11
Exons: 6
Coding region: 226-852 (208 amino acids)
Biological process (GO): maturation of SSU-rRNA from tricistronic rRNA transcript (SSU-rRNA, 5.8S rRNA, LSU-rRNA); translation; ribosomal small subunit assembly
Cellular component (GO): ribosome; mitochondrial small ribosomal subunit
Molecular function (GO): small ribosomal subunit rRNA binding; mRNA 5'-UTR binding; structural constituent of ribosome
Source: RefSeq, a predicted model, not a curated record